This is a messenger RNA of Phytophthora nicotianae INRA-310, 1173 nucleotides long. RefSeq lists its product as hypothetical. The record is from RefSeq and is a predicted model, not a curated record. The transcript has 2 exons. The coding region runs from base 1 to 1173 and encodes 390 amino acids. Lineage: Eukaryota; Oomycota; Peronosporomycetes; Peronosporales; Peronosporaceae.
AUGUACACCAGACUAAUUUACGAGAACCAGUCCAUAUUUGCCCUCUCCAUUAGAGACAGUCUCUUAAAGGUUAUCCCACAUGGAAGUCUCCUGCUUGGACUAGCGAGUAUCAGCUUCAUUCUCGAGAAAAACCCAGUGAAUGGGUCGUCAGUCAAGAAAAAUGUUUCCACUGCCAUUAAAGUAUCUUCGGCAGCUCCACAACAUCCACCGGAAUUUUCGGGUCUUGGGAGAUUGCAAGAUAUCGCAGUUGUGUUGGCUUUACAUAUUCGAGCUGAUAUGCUCCUAGCCAACGCGAACUCCUGUACAGCACAAAUGUGUGAGCAGAGUGUACGUCCGUGGUUCGCACAGAACGUCAGCUGUUCUGUGGUCAAGUUUAACUGUUAUCGACAAGGAGUGGCGAGUCCAGCAGAAGACGCUCUCGGUGGUUUGGAGCGCAAUGCACUGGCGUCGAUUAUCUUCGAACACUGCUCCGAAUUUAGGAUGCCCUCUUCAAUACGAGAGUUCCCAAAUUUACUGGGACUCGAGCUCUGGAACGUGACAAUCGUCAAUUGGGGAAUCGAAGCUGCGUUGAAUGCAAAUUUGCAUCCGAAAAUGGGGUUUCUCGUUAUGGUACGAGUAAACAUGACGGAACUGCCGGAAGGUGUGCUGACUACUCCACUGCCCUACCAUCUCACCGACUUUGAGAUCGUAUUAUCAAAUCUCUCUAGAAUUCCUGAUGCAGUGUCCGAAGCUUGGAUAAACGCAGAGACAUUGUAUUUUGAGCAUGCAUCACUCGAAACGUUCCCUACAACCCUCUUUUGUCUUCCUGUUGUCGAAGUUUCUCUAGUAAAUAAUAAUCUGAAGACUCUACCCGACGACCUCUUUUCAUCAGAUAUUUACCCGAGUUUUUAUACUACGCUGGCGCUUUCGUACAAUCCACUACCAGUUCUCCCCGAAGCGGCGAAAGAGAGCCUGAUUAUUUUGGAACUGUGGUUACCUUAUACUACUAUUACCACACUGCCUUCCUGGACCGUAACAAUAGUUGGAGAUCUGAUUGAAGCAGGAAAUUCACCGGUUUGUGAAGACGAUACAACUCAGCUGCUCGAUAUUGUAGAGUGCUCAAGUACUGAAUGGAAUCCGCUUGAGAAUGGGUUCUACCCUUUAAGUUUCGUGGAACCAACUCGACAACUAUAG